Scophthalmus maximus (turbot) is the source of this 4502-nucleotide messenger RNA. RefSeq names its product niban apoptosis regulator 2a (gene niban2a). Lineage: Eukaryota; Metazoa; Chordata; Actinopteri; Pleuronectiformes; Scophthalmidae. The transcript has 14 exons. Bases 86 to 2635 code for a protein of 849 amino acids. The record is from RefSeq and is a predicted model, not a curated record.
AAGCUGUCACCUGGAGUAUACAAACGACCCGUGAGCAGCUCGGAUUCCUGCAGGUUCUGCUCGGCUCUGUCUCCUGUCUGUCACCAUGGGGGACGUGGUCUCCUCUCACCUGGAUGAGAGCAGGCGGGAGAUGAUUACAGCCCGGACCAGAGAUGUGAUGAAGGAGUUCAGCGACGUGUACGAGCAGCAGUACGCGGUCGCCCUCUUCAACAGCGUCCGCUUUGAGAUAGAGGGAGGAGGAGGGACGCAGUCGCAGCUGCUUCACAGGAAGGACCCCCUGGCGGGCCGGUCCAUUUUCUCAGGGAAUCUGUUCCAGUACCUGGAGGAGAACCGGAAGUGGAGGAAUCGCUUCGUAUCCGUGCCCAACGCCUACACCAUCAACCUCCACGAGAGCAAGAAGGCACACGAACAGGGACUGCAUCCAAAAAUCACCAUCAACUGUGCCGGGUACAAGGCCCUGACCUCGAUGGACGAGUACAUGGAGCUGAUGAACACCAGCCUGCCAGGCGUCAAGGCCAAAGUGGGCAACAACCCGUUCAUCAAGUGUGCAACCGCGUUCCCCCUCAUCCUGUGGCACCCGUACGCCCGUCACCACUACUUCUGUGUUAUGACGGAGAAGGAGCAGAAGAAGUGGCACGCCGUGCUGCAGGACUGCGUCAGGCACCGCGACAACGGUCUGCCAGAGGACUGCACCGUUCAGACGCCAGCCUUCACGGUCGCUGUGAGACGCCACAGACAAGCCAAGGGACACUACGGCACCUGGGACAUGAUGUGCGGAGCCCCCCCACAGAUUCUGGCUAACCUGGUGAUGGAGGGGCUUCACCCCGAGUUAAGAAGUGCGAUUGGUCCUCGCCUGAAGGGGAAAAUGCAGCAGAGGCAGAGGAGCUGGAUGUUGAUCUCUGAUGCUGUGUACAGGCAGGUGUUGACUCAAACCACCACUCAGUACGGGGCGCUGGUGGACGCCUGCGAGGCCCAGAGAGUUCCACUGGACGCACGACUGCGAACGGACAUGGACCAGAUCAUCACGUCGAAAGAGCACGUCAGCAGCAAGAUACGAGCUCUGGUGCUGCCCAAGGCGGAGGCGCUCCUGCGGAACAGCAUCCAGCCGUACAUCAGCUCCAUCCUCGAGGCGCUGAUGGAGCCCACCAGCCGGGGCUUCGCCGAGGUCAGGGAGGUCUUCUUCCGCGAGCUGGUGGAGAUCAGCAAGAACUCGCUCAACGGAGGGGGCAAGGAUAAACUGGGAGACCACAUGGAGAGACUGUCCAUGCUCGCCUUCCACCCCGUGAAGAUGCAGAGCUGCUACGAGCAGGUGGAGCAGCUGAACCUGGAGGGGCUGCAGCAGCGCUUCGACGUGUGCAGUCCCUCCGUGUUCGUCAGCAGAGCUCAGAUCCUCAUGAGGGAGCAAAUGGACAAUGCCGUGUACACAUUUGAGCAGCUGUUCCACCAGUCUUUGGAGAACCAGGGAGAGAGCGACAUGUGCAAGACCGUCCAGCGGUGCCAGGACCGGGUCCUCAAGAAAUACGACUACGACAGCAGCACCGUGCGCAAGAGGUUCUUCAGAGAGGCUCUGCUGCAGAUCAUCAUCCCCUACAUGCUGCAGCGGCUCUCGGUCACCUGCUCACCUGAGCUGCCUCGUUUCAAAGAGCUCAUCUUCGAGGACUUCUCCCGUUUCCUGCUGGUGGAGAACAUGUACGACGAGGUGGUGCUGCAGUCUGUCACCAAGGACAUAAUGAUGGCUGUGAAGGAGGCGGCCGUCCAGAGGAGACACAACCUGUACAGGGACAGCAUCGUUCUGACCAACAGUGACCCCAACCUGCACCUGCUCGGAGAAACGCCUUCGGUGGACUGGGCCUCCAAGUUUGGCGCCGACGAGCCCGAGGAGGUUGUCGGCAGGAGUAUGGAAGGAGGGGGUUCGGGGAGUAGACGCAGGCAGGUGGUGUCCAUGAUCCAGCUGGACGGGGUGCCUCUGGCCUACGAGUCCUGUCUGGAGGUCCCAGGGGUGGAGCUCAUCCCCGAGGAGGACGGCGAGCUGUCUGAGGGACAGAGGGAGGACCGAGGGGAGGACGAGGAGGCGGACGAGGAGCUUCCCGAGGGGCCCAAGUCUCCCGACAGCGUGAAUGAAAUCAGGGACCUAAUCAACCCGAUGGUGGAGAUGGUGCUGCCGGUGGCGGAGGAGCAGCAGAGCGACUUGGCCAACGGGACGGAGGCGACCGCCGGCACGCUCACCGCCGAGGACGGGCUGCAGGAGGAGGUGACGCACGUCACCACCGUAGUGGACGACGUCCCCAGGAAGUCCCCGCGAGACAGGGCGUCGGUGCAGACCAUCCUCCAGCAUCUGGUCGAGAGCAAGAAGCAGGAAGGCGACAACGAGCGGCGGGAGGAGGCGGCCGUCCAGGAAACGCCGACAGCGGUGCAGGAAGACGACAGUGGACUGACGGCUGACGUCUCCGCGGCAGGUUCUGAUUCCGAGCGGCCACCACCGCUGCCCACGGACUCCAGCUCGCGAGACGACAGCGGCUUCCAGUCGCCGACCGGUGCCGCGACGGAUGAGAGUGAGCCUCGGCCAACGACAAACGGCCUGAGCGGAGAGGACAAAAUCCUUGACCCGGUAGAAGUGGAAGUGACUUUGGCGUGAAAGAGGGCAACGCCCUUCACAUAACUGGUCACGUGUCACGGGAGAGACGUGGAAAUAAUUUAGAUCGGAUUUGAAGGUUUUAAUUCUUGUCGAUAUUGCACAUGCCACAAAACCGACUCUCCCAUCACCCCCCCCCCCCCCCCCCCCCCCGGACUCUUCUGAGACAUUUCUUUGGUGACUGGUUCGUCUCUGCAGCAGCUUAAUCUAAAUUGCUCAAUUUUUCUUCAUAUUUUUUUUUCUUCUUUAUGCGACAUAUCGGAUUUAUUUAAGUUAGAUCCCAACGUGGUAUCGGGACCAUUUCACCCCACUGUACACGUCAACGGGCACAAUGAGGGACUUUAAAGUGAUAAUCCGCCUUUUUUAAUCCGAGGGAGAAACACUUAACAACAACUAAAUGUAAGUUAUGAAUAAUUUUAAAAAGUUUGUGCUUUUGACUAAAGAUCAGGUGGAUGAAUGAAUCCCUCUGUAAGGAGCACAGCCUCUACCUGGACAGUAGGGGGAGCUAUAAAUCUAAUUUUGGGACGUGCUACCUUUCUCCGAAUAUGGCUUUCUAUUUUUGUACAUUUUAAUUUUAAAUAUGUAAUUUGUGUACUUUGCAAGCAUUUCUUAUAUUUGCAAAUGGCCUUUAUGUUUCAACACGUUGCAGUAACUGUCAGGGAAUGAUUUCAAAUUUGUGUUUUACAUUUAUAUAUAUAUAUAUAUAUAUAUAUAUAUACAUAUAUCUGGUGGGGAAAUGACCAGAACACAUUGUUCCUCGUGACUUUGCCUGUGGGUUGUGUAGACGACCGACAUACAGUAUGUACUGUCAAGGCUCUUUUGACUUGUAGGAUUUGAUGAACUUUAUUAUGAGGGAGAUUCUUAAUGUAAUAAUAUCACUGAAGUACUUUGAAUCACACAUGACUCCUUUUCUCCUCCUUCUAUUUUAAACCAGCCAUUUUGUUAUUUAAUUCUCCGGGUCAAAGGGAGAGUUUAGAUUUUAUAUCCUCUCCAGUGUCAAAUAUAUAUAUAUAAAGAAUAUUUAUCCUUGUGGAGAACAUUAGUUUAAUGCUCCAGUAAAACAAUCUUUGUGUCACUGUGUCAAUCAUCAUCAUCAGCGACGAUGAUGCAAAUGUUCUAGAAAACAAUAAGUUUCGGGGUCGAUUAACUGUAAAUAUUAGGCUUCAAUUCCUCAAAUAAAUCCAUCUGUAACUAACUGCUUAUGCUUUUAUUUCAAGGGUGUUUCAUUCCCUUAUACGUCUCAGAUGUUUCCUGGAGUUAAGAAUUUAAUAUUAAAUUCUAUUUACUGCUUUAUCGGAGUCGUACACUAACAAUUCAUUAAAAUGUACGGAAUUCGAAGAAUACCAGCUCAUAUGGUUAUAUUAUAUAAAAUACCAGUCAGAAAUUACAUAAUUCCUUUUUAAAAAGUCUUCAGAACAGACGACGGCCUCUAUCCUUAGACGCUUGAUUCAGGAAGAGGAAAAGAAAAAAACAUACUAGUAGUAGAAUUAAUAUGAAUUAUUUAGAUAAAUAAAGUACAAACAUAAUUUUAUGCCUCCAAUUUUUUUUUAAACAUCGUUUGCACCAAAUGAGUUGGUCCUUCCUCUGGAACUUCCUACUUCUCUUUUAGAAGAUUUGACCAAAAUUUCAGACCAAUAAAUAAUAUGUAAUAUUUUUUGUUGUUCGGUCUCACACACUCUAAUGGGUGAAUUAUUUUCACUUGUGUACGAUCUAUAAUUAACGGACCAAGCUGCAGUUUGAUGUUGAAUGAUGAGAAUAGAUUACUAUUCUUUUUUUUCUCUGUUAAACGUUGUGAGUCAAUGACUUGUUGUGGAAUCACACAUCAGUUGUUUUUUCAAGAUAUGGACGAAUAAAACAAUUUAAUCAUCAA